AUGAAACUGCGCAAAUCGAAUGAAGCAAAAGUCGACAAGGUUGACAUGAAAAUCAAUCUUCUUACAGCUCGCUUCGGUAAAAUGGAAGAACAGGUCAAGAACAACAUCGAAGAAGCCGACUCGGACGAGCAUAAGAAGAAGGACCAUGACUGGAAUGAACUCUUCGACGAGUUCAAGCAACUACGAGAACAAGUUUCUGCAAUCAACCUCGAGCAACUAUUGGACGGCAUCAAGGGCCUCUGCGAACGCUUCGAUGAAUUUAGCCCACGCCUACCCAGCAUCGAUACAUCGAGGACCAUUACGCCGGCGGAGCCCAGCUCAGAGCUGGACAGGAUCUUGCGUCAAAUGGACGAAACAGAGAAGGAGCUCCAUAGUGUCCGAAAGGAAACCAUUGAAAUCAACCUUCUCAUUGAAAAGACAUGGCAAAAGGACCGCAGUACGGACGCCAUCGACCACCUAAAAGAUAAGCAGAGUGAUGAGUUAGCUUUGGCGCUGGGACUCAGCUAUGACACCAGUGAAGUCGUUCCAGAGUACAUCAACGCAGACAAACGAUCACAAUUAGACCUUGAAGGCUCUGGCGUUGACAAAGAGAACGAGGAAUUAAAAUUAGAGGCUGUGGAAGCUGAUACUGUUCAGUAG
This is a messenger RNA of Ostertagia ostertagi, 639 nucleotides long. NCBI's taxonomy places the organism in Eukaryota, Metazoa, Nematoda, Chromadorea, Rhabditida, Trichostrongylidae. The record is from the annotation of a GenBank genome assembly.